AUGGAGCUGAAGCAGCCAAGAAUGUGUGUUAGGGUUGUCAUCGCGCUGUUAGCUCUGUCCUGCGCUGCUGCUGCUCAGUCGGAUGUAGAGAGCCAGGCGAAGGAUUUCCUGGAGAAGUUUGACGAGGAGGCUACUCAGCGUAUGUACCAGUACUCGCUGGCGUCAUGGGCCUACAACACAAACAUCUCAAAGGAGAACUCGGACAAGUUGUCACAACAGGGGCAAAUCUGGGGCAGUUUCUAUGCCCAGAUGUCGGAAGAGUCACAGAAAUUCCCCAUUGACCAGAUCAGUGAUCCAGAAAUCAAGUUCCAGCUCAUUUCGCUGCAAGACAAAGGCUCAGGUGCUCUUUCCCCAGGAAAGGCUGAACAUCUGAGUAGAGUGAUGAGUGAAAUGAGUACGAUCUACAGCACAGCAACCGUUUGUAUGAAGGAUGAUCCUUUUAACUGCCAGACUUUGGAACCAGGCCUGGAGGAGGUGAUGGCAAACAGCCGAGACUAUGCUGAGCGUCUGCACGUGUGGGAGGGCUGGAGGAAAGAGGUGGGCAAGAGGAUGAGGCCUCUGUACGAGGACUACGUGGAUCUGAAGAACGAAGCCGCCAAACUGAACAGUUUUCAGGAUUAUGGAGCUUACUGGAGAUACAAUUAUGAAACCAUAGAGGAGGAUGAGCAGUACAAGUACACCCAAGAUCAGCUGAUGGGAGAUGUCCGCUCUUUAUACAAAGAGAUCCUGCCCUUAUACAAGGAACUGCAUGCCUAUGUGAGAGCUAAGCUCAUGGAAGCCUACCCAGGACAUAUUGACCCAAAAGGACCUCUGCCAGCCCACCUGCUGGGAGACAUGUGGGGAAGAUUCUGGACCAACCUGUACCCUCUGUCCAUCCCCUACCCUGACAGAACAGACAUUGAUGUCAGUGCAGCGAUGGUGGAACAGGGCUGGAGUGAGACUCGACUUUUCCAGGAAGCGGAGAAGUUCUUCGUAUCUGUGGGCCUGUAUGACAUGUUUGACAACUUCUGGACGGAGUCCAUGCUGGUGAAGCCCGAUGACGGACGUAACGUGGUCUGCCACCCCACAGCCUGGGAUAUGGGAAACAGAGAGGACUUUAGAAUCAAAAUGUGCACCAAGGUCAAUAUGGACGACUUCCUCACGGCGCACCACGAGAUGGGUCACAACCAGUACCAAAUGGCCUACCGCAACCUGUCCUACCUCUUGAGGGAUGGAGCCAAUGAAGGUUUCCAUGAGGCAGUUGGAGAGAUUAUGUCCCUCUCUGCUGCCACGCCCAAACACCUCAAGAGCCUGGGUCUCCUCCCUGCUGACUUCCUUUAUGAUAGUGAAACGGAAAUCAACUUCCUGUUGAAACAGGCACUCACAAUUGUGGCCACACUGCCAUUCACCUACAUGCUUGAGGAGUGGAGAUGGCAGGUGUUUGCAGGGAACAUCCCAAAAGAUAAAUGGAUGGAGCGCUGGUGGGAAAUGAAGAGGGAGCUGGUUGGAGUGGUUGAACCAGUGCCAAGAGAUGAAACCUACUGUGACCCACCCGCUCUGUUCCAUGUGUCUGGAGACUAUUCUUUCAUCAGGUACUUCACAAGAACCAUCUACCAGUUUCAGUUCCAGAAAGCACUGUGUGAUGCUGCAGGUCACACGGAGGCUCUGUCCUCAUGUGACAUCACUGGCUCAACAGCAGCAGGAACAAAGCUGAGGAAUAUGUUAGAGCUGGGAAGGUCCCAGUCCUGGACCAGGGCUUUGCAAACAAUAUCUGGUACAGUAAAGAUGGAUGCCGCUCCCCUGCUGGCCUAUUUUCAGAAGCUUCAUGUCUGGCUGCAGGAGAACAACCAAAAAAACGGCAGGACUGUAGGAUGGAACCCGGCAGUGGAUCCAUACUCGGAUUACGCCAUCAAAGUAAGAAUAAGCUUAAAGGCUGCCAUGGGCGAGGAUGCUUACAUGUGGAAUGCCAAUGAGCUGUACCUGUUCAAGGCCAACAUUGCAUACGCAUUGAGACAGUACUACAACCAGAAGAACCAGAGCCUUCUCUUCACAGCAGAGAAUGUCCUUACUUAUAAGGAGACUUUUAGAAUCUCCUUCUACUUGGCCGUCACCAACCCUGCAGAUCCCUUAACGUAUAUUCCAAAGCCAGACCUAGAGGCCGCCAUACGAAAGUAUCGAGGCAGAAUCAACGAUGCUUUCCAACUGGAUGACAGGACCCUGGAGUUUGUGGGUAUCCCAGCAACACUAGCCCCUCCCACCGAGCAGCCCGUGGAGGUGUGGCUGGUGGUGUUUGGAGUGGUCAUGGGAGUCGUGGUGCUAUUGGGCUCCUACCUCAUCAUCUCUGGUGUCAGAGAGCGCAAGAAGAAAUCUACAAAGGCGGGUGUGGAGAAUCCAUACGAUGCAAAACGUGGAGAACAUGUAAACGGAGCCUUUGAGAACAGUGACGAUGAGCAGACAGGAUUCUAAUUCAGCCUCAGUUCUUUCAUACACUAGGUUCAUAACAACACUGCUAAAUGUAAAUAUGCGCGGAAUUUGUUAUUAUUAUUUAAAGAUUUUGUCCCUCACAGAUGUUUAGUAAUUGAAUCCGCUUGUAUGAAGUAUUUAAAGGUCAUCCUUUAUGCUCUGCUCAGCCCUUCAUCGACGGUAACUCAGCAGACUCCAGCAUAAUAAAUAAUAUAAUCACA
This is a messenger RNA of Betta splendens (Siamese fighting fish), 2663 nucleotides long. RefSeq names its product angiotensin I converting enzyme 2 (gene ace2). The record is from RefSeq and is a predicted model, not a curated record. Gene Ontology annotation, molecular function: peptidyl-dipeptidase activity; metallopeptidase activity. NCBI's taxonomy places the organism in Eukaryota, Metazoa, Chordata, Actinopteri, Anabantiformes, Osphronemidae. Gene Ontology annotation, cellular component: plasma membrane. The transcript has 18 exons. Gene Ontology annotation, biological process: proteolysis. Bases 1 to 2445 code for a protein of 814 amino acids.